CAGAUAGUAGGGAAGGGCUCCGUGCUGAGGUGCCGAGGAGCCCUGUCCCCACCCGGUGAGGAUCAGAAGACUCCAGCAGCUAAAAGUGCUGCCCAGGCACUGCGCUCUUAAGGUGUCUUUGGCAUGAAGGCUCAGGGGUCCAAACAUCAGAGGACAGACAGGACCCCUUAUCUGGAGUAGGAGAGCGAUUCACCUAGAAAAGCCCUCUCUUUCCUGCGAUUCUGGACCCUCCCACUCCGAGUGUCCCCGGGAGGGGACCCAAGGCAGAAGCUAGGACUUGCUGGUACCAGUCUCCAGUGAGGCGCUCUCCGGUGCCGCGGCGGGUGGCACAGGCUGGCAACCGGGGCUGGGAGAAGGAGGGGGCAAGUGCGGGCGUUCUCCAGUACUCGGUGUCGCGGGCCCGCCCUUAGGCCUGCCACUUCCAGCCCCGCCCCCGCUGCAGUAGUCCAGUGUUCUCAGGCGCAGCGCCUAGGGCGCACGAUCGGACCCGGGCGCAGGGGUACUGAGAGAUCUGUCUCCCGGACCUGGGUUUUGUCAUCUUUGAAGCAGAGAGCCCUGGAGAAGACUUUUGCACAGUGUCCCCGUGGACGACCGCCAGGACACAGCAGUGACACCUCCGCGGCGGGCGGCGGGCGGCCCAUGGAGCCCGGGCUGCUGCGGCCGGCGCCGGUGAGCGAGGUCAUUGUCCUUCACUACAACUACACCGGCAAGCUCCGCGGGGCGCGCUACCAGCCCGGCGCCGGGCUGCGCGCGGACGCCGCAGUGUGCCUGGCUGUGUGCGCCUUCAUCGUGCUGGAGAACCUGGCUGUGCUCUUGGUGCUGGUCCGCCACCCUCGCUUCCAUGCGCCCAUGUUCCUGCUCCUGGGUAGCCUCACCUUGUCGGACCUGCUCGCCGGGGCGGCCUACGCCACCAACAUCCUGCUGUCCGGGCCGCUCACGCUGCGCCUGUCGCCUGCGCUCUGGUUCGCGCGCGAGGGGGGCGUCUUCGUGGCGCUCGCCGCGUCGGUGCUGAGCCUCUUGGCCAUUGCUCUAGAGCGCCACCUUACCAUGGCCCGUCGUGGACCCGCGCCCGCCGCCAGUCGCGCUCGCACUCUGGCGAUGGCGGUGGCCGCCUGGGGCGCGUCGCUGCUGCUCGGGCUGCUGCCGGCGCUGGGCUGGAACUGCUUGGGACGCCUGGAAGCCUGCUCCACCGUGCUGCCGCUCUACGCCAAGGCCUAUGUGCUCUUCUGCGUGCUGGCCUUCCUGGCCAUCCUGGCUGCCAUCUGUGCGCUCUAUGCAAGGAUUUACUGUCAGGUGCGGGCCAACGCACGGCGCCUGCGGGCGGGUCCUGGGUCCCGCAGGGCCACCUUGUCCUCGCGAUCCCGGCACACGCCGCGGUCGCUGGCCUUGCUCCGUACACUUAGCGUGGUGCUCCUGGCCUUCGUGGUCUGCUGGGGACCCCUGUUUCUGUUGCUAUUAUUGGAUGUCGCGUGCCCAGCCCGCGCGUGUCCCGUGCUCCUGCAGGCUGAUCCCUUCCUGGGUCUAGCCAUGGCUAACUCGCUGCUGAAUCCCAUCAUCUACACCUUCACCAACCGAGACCUGCGCCACGCGCUCCUGCGGCUGCUCUUCUGUGGCCGCGGACCCUGUAACCAAGACUCCUCCAACAGCUUACAGCGAUCCCCCAGCGCUGCUGGGCCUUCCGGUGGUGGCCUGCGACGCUGCCUGCCACCAACCCUGGAUCGCAGCUCUAGCCCAUCGGAACAUUUGUCUCCCCAGCAGGAUGGGGUGGACACCAGCUGCUCCACCGGCAGUCCCGGGGCAGCAAGUGCCAACCGGACCCUGGUGCCUGCUGCUACAGACUGACGCUGCCCAACCCGCCAUUGCCCUUUGCAAGAGCAGACUGACUCACCAAAUAAGCACAGCAUCUGUAGGAAUUAGCCAGUGGUGCGGAGGGGACAUAUAAGAAGGAAGAGAAAUGGAUUGACCACCCCAUAACAGGAACAGGCAAAAAUGCACGCGGGGUCUGAGAUGGACAAUAAGGAAAAGAAGAAAGUGACUGGAAGGUAUCCAGGUAGUGAUGGAACCUGGGCUGGGAAGCCCUGUAGGAAUGUCAUUCCGGUGUCACAGUGUCAUUCCGUGUGGCUGCAGCAGAAAUUGAGGAGCAGGAGAUGAAAGGGUAGCUUGUGGGGAAGUCUUGGUGCUUCUGAGGAAGGCCUUAGUGAAGGCUCUGAGUGAAGUGGGAAUCACAGAGAAUUCUAAACAAAGAAGAGACUCUCCAGGAUGCAGACCUCCACAGGCACCCUGUGACUACCCUCCAAGGGGCGGGGCUGGACGAUGAAGGGAGAAAGGCCAGGUUCCAAGCAUGCUCAGAACGGAGUGUGCUAAGGGCUGGCCAGCAGAGUGGCCGGCUGCAGAGUGAGGCAGAGCUGUGGAGGGAGGCCUUAGGGUGAGCCUAGGUCCCGAAAUCUGCCUCUGGAGACUUAGCCGGAUAUGAGCUGCCAAACUUCCAGAGUGUGGACAGGUUCUUCAUACAAACGACAACCACAAUGAAAACAACGCAAGGCGCUGUCCUUAAAUGUGGACUUUUUUGAUUUGUUUUUUUCAAGACAGGGUUUCUCUGUGUAGCCCUGGCUGUCCUGGAACUCACUCUGUAGACCAGGCUGGCCUCGAACUCAGAAAUCCGCCUGCCUCAGCCUCCCAAGUGCUGGGAUUACAGGCGUGCGCCACCACUGCCGGGCUAAGCUAUUCAUUUUGAGUCAUUCAUCUACUGAUUUAUUAUUAUUUUUUACGUUCCCCAGAAAGCUGUAUCUAGCAUCUUUAAGUGUUUAUUUAUCGGGGUUGGAGAGCUGGCUCAGCAGUGAAGAACACGUGUUGCUCUUGCAGGGGUCCUGGGUUCUAUUCCCAGCACCCAAGUGGUGAUUCACGGCCGUUGGUGACUUCAGCUCUAAGGUUAUCUGGUAUCCUCAUCUGACCUCUGAGGGCACCAGGCAUGCGCGUGGCACACAGACUGAAUGCAGGCAAAACACACAUACACAUAAGCUAAAUAAAUCUUUAAACAUA
Molecule: messenger RNA, 3039 nt
Organism: Apodemus sylvaticus (European woodmouse)
Lineage: Eukaryota; Metazoa; Chordata; Mammalia; Rodentia; Muridae
Gene: S1pr5
Product: sphingosine-1-phosphate receptor 5
Exons: 3
Coding region: 640-1842 (400 amino acids)
Biological process (GO): G protein-coupled receptor signaling pathway
Cellular component (GO): membrane
Molecular function (GO): sphingosine-1-phosphate receptor activity
Source: RefSeq, a predicted model, not a curated record